This is a messenger RNA of Rubroshorea leprosula, 919 nucleotides long. The record is from the annotation of a GenBank genome assembly. Lineage: Eukaryota; Viridiplantae; Streptophyta; Magnoliopsida; Malvales; Dipterocarpaceae.
UUGUGUUGAUGUACUGCAUUUGUAUUUGAGGUUGAUAUCGCGAAUGAAAUCAAGCAUUUUCUUUUUAAUUUCAUGGAUCUGAAAUCAAUUGGAUGUAUGUUUGUUUUUCUUUGUUUGUUUUGGUUGAACAGCUGAAUAGUAGCCUUAAGUUCCAUUUUGUUUCUUUAUAGAUUCCCUUUUUGUUCGACAUUUGAUCCUUUUUUUUGGCACAUUGAUUAAAUGUGUUGUUUGCUGGCAAUAAGAUUAUGCAAGGCAUAAGGGACCUCUCUCACUACUUGAGGAUCUUAGAAGAAAGUGCAGCAAGAGGAAUAUUGAAAAGUUGGAAUUUGCUGACAGAUAGUUUAAAGGUCAAUUUGGUCCAAAAUUUUGGGAAAAGAUUGAAGAACACAGAAGCAAAAUGACAAGAUGCCAUAUCAAAUCACAAGCAAGAUGGCAUUAUGAAGUGGAAGAACGACCAUAUUCUUUUCUAGUCAAUGUUCAUGAGUGUACUUAUAGUUGUAGAGUUUGGCAACUCAAUGGUAUUCCUUGCAGACAUGGAAUGCUUGUCAUCCAACAUAGGGGUGAGGAGUAUGAAGAUUAUGUGCACCCAUGCUAUAGAAAGCAAGCUUACAUUGACACAUACAAAAAUUUUAUCAUUCCUAUUGAUGGAAUGCAAUUUUGGGUUGAUUCGGGUAUGCCUGAAAUUGAUCCUCCUAUUCCAAAAUAGACGCCAGGAAGGCUUAAGAAAAAAAGACAUUUAGAAGAAUGGGAGAUGGCUUUUGGAUCAAACAUGAGUAGGAAAGGUAGGGUCAUGACUUGUCAAGCUUGCUUCAAAAAGGGCCACAACUCAAGGAGAUGUCCAGUGAAAAAGCAAAAAUCUACCGUAAGUAUAAAAGCCAAAUCUUUGUUUGUUCUUGUUGAUUAAAUUUAUUUUUUUGUU